AUGGCCCGCCGCGACACUAACAUCCUCGGCCGACUUGGCCUACGCAACGGCAAAUCCCGCGCACGAACCGCGACAUGGCAACUAAACCCAGACAGGGCAUCCAAGAGCACGCCAGAAGAUAUUCUUCGCUGGAUCGCGUCUAUGACGCCUGAUACGGCACUUGCGCAUUUGGUGUCGAGCAGCGAUGGCAUUUCUGAGGCUGAAGCUACUGCGAGGCUACGCAUUCAUGGGCAGAAUGUUGUUUCUUCGAGGAAGCCUCAGUCUUGGUUUAUGCUGUUGUUGAGUGUUAUUCCGAAUCCGUUUAAUAUUCUGUUGAUGUUUUUGGCGAUUCUUAAUGUGGCGAUGCCGGAUCCUAGCUGGGAAGGAUUUGCUGUUCUCAUGGUCAUGAUCGUUAUUUCCGUCGCUGUGCGCUUCUGGCAAGAAUUCCAAAGCGGCGUCGCCAUCUUUCGUCUUCAAUCCGCCAUCAUUCCCAAGAUUCGAGUCCGUCGACCAGCAACCUACACCGACGAGCUUCAACUCUCCUGGACAGAGGGCACGGUUCUCGAGACUGACCUCGUCCCUGGUGAUAUCGUCAUUCUAGUUCCUGGUGCAAUCGUUCCUGCUGAUUGUCUCAUCCUUGAGUCAUCGUACCUGAGGAUUAGUCAAUCUGCUUGGACGGGUGAGAGUGAACCUGUGGGUAAGGAUGCGGGACCUCAUGAUGCGAAAGAGGCUUUCUCGAUUUUUGACUUUGGAAAUGUUGCGCUGAUGGGGACGAAUAUUGUCUCCGGUCAUGGUGUUGGACUUGUUCUUCGGACGGGUGAUGAUGCUAUGAUCGCUACCAUGGUCAAGGAGGUUGAGAAGAAGCGACAGCCCAACGCCUUCCAGAAGGGCAUUCUCAACGUUACGUGGAUGCUUAUCGGCUUCAUGGUCGUUAUGGUUCCUAUCGUUCUGUGCAUUUCCGGCAAGGUCACCGGAGACUGGAAGAACGCGGCGCUUUUCAGUAUCAGUGUCGCAGUCGGUCUUGUUCCAGAGAUGCUGCCCGCCAUCGUCAAUGCCAAUCUCGCGCGAGCCGCUCAUCAGCUUUCCAAGAAGCAGGCAAUCGUCAAGCGUCUUGAUUCGGUCCAGAACCUCGGUGCGAUGACUGUUCUGUGCAGUGACAAGACAGGAACUUUGACCAAGGACGAGCUCUCGGUGCACAGGUACUCUAAUGCUGAAGGAGAGGACAACCUCAACAUCAUGGAACUCGCAAAGGUCGACUCGCAAAUCCAAGGUAACAGUGGCAACAACAUGGACAGGGCUAUUCUCAAUUAUCACCUCCCCAACGGCGAUGAAGUCGGUGUAGCCCACUACGAACAAGUCCGCGUCAUUCCAUUCGACUUUGAGCGCCGUCGAUCCGGCUGCAUUGUCCGCGGCAUUACAGGCCAAUACCUCCUCAUCGUCAAAGGCGCAUUCGAUGAAGUCCUCACUCGCUGCUCAUCCAUGCGCUCAGCUGGCAAGAGUGAGUAUCUCAGCACUGAGAUGCAAGCCCGAUGGAGACAACUCGCCAUGCAAAAGAACAUGGAAGGAUAUCGCGUUCUUCUCGUCGCAUCCCGCAUCCUCGGCAAGUCUUACGUCAAUGAGCUAGAUCUACUCGAGACAAAUAUGACGCUCGAAGGAAUGAUCAGUUUCUCCGAUCCACCCAAAGACGAUGCAAAAGACGCCAUCGCAAGCCUCACUGAGCUCGGCGUCCAAGUAAAAGUCUUGACCGGCGACUCCCUCCCCGUCGCCCUCAACAUCUGCCGCUCCCUUGAACUCCUCCAGCACUCCGAAACAAUGGACGACGACGCCGAAGCCAUCUCCGGUCCUGAACUCGCCCUGCUCGAAGAUUCUGAUGAAUUCGACCUCGCCGUCGAACGAUGCAGCGUUUUCGCCAAAGUAACGCCCAAGCAGAAAAGUCUAAUUGUCUUGGCUCUUCAAAAAGCCGGCAACUGCGUUGGUAUGCUCGGCGACGGCAUUAACGACUGCGGUGCGCUUCGAGAUGCAGAUGUUGGGAUCUCGGUUGACUCUGGAGCGGGAGUCGCGAAGGAUUGUGCGGAUUUGAUCUUGACGGAGAAGGGAUUGUCGAUUAUUGUGAGGAGUGUGAUUCUGGGAAGGAUUACGCAUGGGAAUACUAUUAAGUAUAUCAAGAUGGUGGCUUCGUCCAAUUUUGGUAAUGUUUUUAGUAUUCUGGCGGCUAGUGCCUGGCUGCCUUUUACACCGAUGACCAGCAUUCAACUUCUCGCUCAGAAUCUUCUGUAUGAUAUCAGUCAGAUCGCCAUCCCUUGGGAUCGCGUUGACGAAGAGUAUCUGACCCAACCGCGACGAUGGAACGCAAGGGAUAUCCUCAAGUUCAUCGUUGUCCUUGGUCCUACAAGCUCAGUCAUCGACAUGUGCACUUUUUCUCUCAACUGGUUCUUCUACGGCAUUCGAACUACCGCCGACAAUGUCAAGCUGGCACAAACACAUUGGUUCCUGCAAGGUCUUCUCACCCAGACUCUGAUUGUCCACUUGCUACGCACAGCCAAAUUUCCUAUCAUCCAGAGUCGCGCAGCACCGAUCCUUGUUUUCUCCACAGCGUCGAUUAUGGCUAUUGGUUUCGUCCUACCCUGGAUCCCGGCUUUCAGACCCGCGUUCAGCUUUGCUCAACCAGCGCCGACUUUUGUUGGAUUUCUGGCUGCUGAGUUGUUGCUUUAUGCUGUAGAGGUCCAGGUUGUCAAGAUCAUUUACAUCAAGAUCUUCGGUACAUGGCUGUGA
This is a messenger RNA of Fusarium oxysporum Fo47, 2751 nucleotides long. RefSeq lists its product as uncharacterized. The record is from RefSeq and is a predicted model, not a curated record. The transcript has 8 exons. Gene Ontology annotation, biological process: monoatomic ion transmembrane transport; magnesium ion transport. Gene Ontology annotation, molecular function: P-type magnesium transporter activity; ATP binding; ATP hydrolysis activity. NCBI's taxonomy places the organism in Eukaryota, Fungi, Ascomycota, Sordariomycetes, Hypocreales, Nectriaceae. Gene Ontology annotation, cellular component: membrane. The coding region runs from base 1 to 2751 and encodes 916 amino acids.